UAAAUUUUUAUUCAAAUUCUCACACAAAAGUAGACUAUUUUCUGUUCGACAGAAUGCGUAAAAGAAAGCAAUCCUCCGCCAAAUCACCCAAAACAACCGCCAACAGUAGCGGCGGCGCCGGUCAGAGUCCAUUUCCGGAUCAUUCUCGGCCGACCCAUGAAGAAUGCGUUUCCGUAAGAGAUGACCUCUUGUCCCUCCACGGAUUUCCCCCAGAAUUCUUGAAAUAUCGCAACCAAAGAUUGGAAGCAAAAUCUCAACUCAAAAAGGCCAAGCCUUUGGAAGAUGAGGGAGAAAAGGAUGGAAUUGAGAGUGUUUUGGAUGGUUUAGUGAAAACCAUACUUUCCCAAAACACCACUGAGCUUAAUUCUGAUAGGGCUUUUGCUUCACUCAAGAAAGCUUUCCCCACUUGGCAACAUGUUCUUGAGGCGGAGUCCAAACAUGUCGAGGAUGCAAUAAGGUGUGGAGGUCUUGCUCCGACAAAGUCUUCAUGUAUAAAGAACUUGUUGAGUGUGUUGCUUGAGAAAAGAGGGAAAUUGUGCAUGGAGUAUUUGCGAGAGAUGUCCAUUGAGGAGGUCAAGGCGGAGCUUUCUCUUUUGAAAGGAAUUGGUCCCAAAACCGUCUCGUGUGUCCUGCUGUUUAAUUUACAACACGACGAUUUCCCAGUGGACACACAUAUUUUCCAAAUAGCUAAGAGAAUGGGUUGGGUGCCAGGUGUUGCCGAUGUCAAGACCACAUAUCUCCAUCUCAAUCAGCGGAUUCCACCCGAACUGAAAUUUGAUCUCAACUGUCUUCUGUAUACUCACGCUUUUCUUGAAGGCUAUUCUUCCCGUGGUGGCUACACCCAAGAAGAAGACUUAUGGGAGAGUCGCAUAGCAGAAGCAGCUUACGCUGCUGAAGAUGUGAUCGAGUCCUAUAUUGUGGAUCAAAUUCUUGCUCGAUCUACAAACCAUAGCUCCACUGAGUUCCAUCAAGGUCUGCAAAGUGUGAUGGAAGAAAUGGAUUCGAUCAAGAUGGAGGUAAUGGAGAUUAAAAAGAUGAGAGUUAAGGUUCAUCUCCACUUCAUAAAGUCCCCGGCUAAUGUUAGCUUGCCUAGGUCUACGCAGAAGGUCACCAUGGUUGGUUUUGAUGAUUCUUUUUAUCAAAUGCUGGAGAAGAUCAUUAGAGGUCGGCUUGAUCGCCAAAUUAUCCCGAUCACUGGGAUGGGCGGGAUAGGCAAGACCACUCUUGCUCGAAAUAUCUAUGUAAGUCCGCUUAUCAAAGAUCAUUUUGAUGUCUGUGGGUGGUCUACAAUUUCUCAAGAGUAUAAUGCACGAGAAAUUCUCAGAAAAACUCUUGAUCAAGUAGAUAAGGACGGCAAGGGGAAUAGGGGAAAUUUGAGAGAAGAUGAAUUAGGAGAACAGUUGUACAAAUAUUUAAUAGGAAGGAGGUAUUUUGUUGUGAUGGAUGAUAUGUGGAACAUUGAGGCAUGGGAUAGAGUUAGGAGGUUCUUCCCGGAUAAUCAAAAUGGGAGCCGAAUAGUAGUGACUACAAGGCUAUCGAACUUGGCUUCUGAGCUUAAUUACUCGAACGGUCUUGAUAUGCAAUUUUUGGACCAGGCAACGAGUUGGAACCUAUUCUCCAAAAUUGUGUUUGGCAAAGAAAAUUGUCCACUCGAGUUAGAGAAUGUUGGAAAGAAGAUUGUGAGAGGUUGUAGAGGCCUUCCACUAUCGAUUGUUGUGAUUGGGGGAUUCUUAUCAAAGUCUGAACGAACACAAGAAAACUGGGGUUUUAUUGAAGAAAAUUUAAGUUCAAUUGUGAACUUGGAGGACGAUGAAACUUGCUUGCAGAUUUUAUACACGAGUUAUAAUAAUUUGCCGGUUUAUAUAAAACCUUGUUUUCUUUAUAUGGGAGUUUUUCCUGAAGAUAUGGAGAUUCAAGUCAGUUUAAUCAUCCCAUUAUGGGUUGCUGAGGGAUUUUUACAACCAAUUCAUGGGAAAAGUUUGGAAGAGUCAGCGGAAGACUAUAUAGAGGAACUUGUUGAUCGAAAUCUCCUUUUAGUCAUAAAUCGCAACCAUUAUGGAAAACUAAAAUCAUUCAAAAUCCAUGAUUUGUUGAGGGACGUGUGCUUGAGAGAAGCUCGAAAAUUAAAGUUUCUAUAUGUGUUGGAAGAGCAAAGCGUUCCACAAGGUAUAAAUUCUCAACGUCGUAUUGGAAGCUCGUUUGUGGCAUAUCCAACUCCACAACUUCUUCAAUCUCUGGACCCUUCCACAUCACGUGUUCGUUCUUGGAUAGGGCAAUUUCCCAAGACUUUAUCGAAUAAUUUUCGAUUGCUGAGGGUAUGUCUUUCUGAUGCAAUCUUUGCAGAAAAGGGAAGUGAAAAUGAAGAUGGGUUUUUACUUCGGCUGGUUAACUUGCGGUUUUAUCCUGUCGCUGGUAAGGACCAUCCGUUCAUAAAGAUUCCUCGUUCGGUUCAUUUUCUCUGGAAUUUGCAGACGGUACUUUUGGUCAAAGUUGGCCAUGAUUUCGUUUUCGAGAUUUGGAAGAUGCCGCAGCUUAGGCAUGUCAUGAGCAAUCCAAAAAAGCGUAAAGGUGCCUAUUAUGUCCCCGACCCUCUCAGUCGCGAAGAUAUGGUGUUGGAAAACCUACAGACGCUUUUGGUAGUAAGCAAUCUCAAGUUCGGUGAGGGAUUGCUUAGACGAAUCCCCAACAUUAAAGCGCUCAAGUUAUAUUACGACGAAAACUUGUUAAGUGGAGGAGAUGACUACUGCCUCAACAAUCUCUACCGUCUCCAAAAACUCGAGUCUCUUCGCCUUAAUUGUUCCGAAGAACACACACUUGUCGGUUUGGUGCGACAAGUGAGCUUCCCGAAUUCCCUCAAGAAGUUGACAUUGACAAACACCAAGCUCCCGUGGGAAGAUAUGAAGACGAAGAUAGGUUCGUUGCCCCUUCUUCAGAUUCUCAGACUGAAAGAUUAUUCCUUCGUUGGAUCUGAGUGGGAAACAUUUGAAGACCAAUUCUCUAGGCUCAAGUACUUGCUGAUUGAAAGUUGUGAUCUAGAGUGUUGGAUCACAGACAACACCCACUUCCCACGCCUCGUGCACCUUGUUCUCUGCGAUUUAUCGUUGUUGAAGGAGAUUCCUUCGAGCAUCGGAGAUAUACCAACGCUUCAAUCUAUAAAGUUGGAUAGCUGCAGUGAUUCUGUCGUGGAUUCGGCUCGAAGAAUACGAGAGGAGCAAGAGGAACUCGGCAAUGAAUUCCUUCAACUUCUUAUCUACUAAGUAUGUCAGUUAAGAGCUCAACUCUUCCUGCCUCUACUUUGUUAAGAGGGUAUGCAUUUAA
Salvia hispanica is the source of this 3318-nucleotide messenger RNA. NCBI's taxonomy places the organism in Eukaryota, Viridiplantae, Streptophyta, Magnoliopsida, Lamiales, Lamiaceae. The record is from RefSeq and is a predicted model, not a curated record.